Messenger RNA from Mangifera indica (mango), 1068 nucleotides. RefSeq lists its product as uncharacterized. NCBI's taxonomy places the organism in Eukaryota, Viridiplantae, Streptophyta, Magnoliopsida, Sapindales, Anacardiaceae. The coding region runs from base 277 to 684 and encodes 135 amino acids. The record is from RefSeq and is a predicted model, not a curated record. The transcript is spliced from 2 exons.
AUAUUGUUCAAUUUAAAAAGAGUACGUAAAAGAAGCUGCACCGCAGCGUCACUUUCUCUCAGUUUCUCGAAGAAUUUCCUGAGAAACAAACAAACUUCUGCCUGUCAAAACCUUCCAGUUGCAACACAAGUUAAAUUCUUCACCAAUCAUGCACCGUUUUAGAUAAUACAUGUCAAGUUUAUCCAUUUGCAUCGAUUUUAGAAAUUCUUUUUCUCGCUAAUUUUCUUGGAUUAGGUUAAAAAUUUUCUAUCCAAUUCGUAUUUUCUUGAGAAAAAAAUGAUGAGAAGACAACAGCAACACCAGCAACAAGAUCAACAGUCUAGAGUCUUUUACGAGCUAUCAGCUCUGGUGUUGAAUAUCCUGCGAUCACCGCCGUCGCCGAUGCCGUACUCGGAUCUAUCAUCGGCAGCGGUGGUGUCGUCGACGAGGAGGUCGUCCUCGCAGAUCUCUCCGGUGGGAUUUGCGUCGUUGAUGAUGGGGAUUUCGUUAGCUUUGAUGUUGUGUGGAUCCGUGACGUUCUUUAUAGGGUUCAUGUUGAUGCCUUGGGUUCUUGGACUGGUUAUGGUGCUCUAUGUUGCUGGGAUUGUUUCUACUAUAUCAGUUUUGGGUAAAUCUAUAUUUUGUUACGCCAUGGCCCCAUCAUCUUCGCCCAGAAAGGAUAUCCCUGCAUGGAAGCUUUUUUGAAGAGAGAAGGUGAUUGAGAAGGAUAGUUGAAAUAUGUAUGGCAAAUUUAGCUUCUGGCAACGUACAAAGGAAAGAAUCCAAUUAGGUUUCUGGAAGCAUUGGUGACACAGGAAUUGUGUAUAACUGUUUUUCCAUCUGUUACCUGAACAUGCGGAUAUGCCUUCUUUAUUAUAGUACAAAGAGUCAAUUGUUGGAGGAUUUUCAUAUUAAUGUAUAAUGAUAAUCCACCCGACAGCAGAAUGGAAAGCUUGUUCCCAUUUCUUUCUUAUAUUCAAUUUCUGUUUAGUAAGUUCCAUAUAUUUUUAUUUUGUACUUAUUUAAAAAGAAAAGGUUUCGUCCCUUGUAAAUUUGAGCAUUUAUAUAAAGGAGAGAUUUUAGGUAUGA